GCAUUGUGCAGCUGCGUCCCAGUGUUGAAACUCUUCGAACUCCCAAAACGCAAAAGCUUCGUCUUCUUCUUCAUCCUUGUCUCACCUUCGAUUUUGGCGGCAAAACAUAAACCCUAAGGGUUUUCUCACUCUCUCUCUCUCUUCUCACACACACAGUCCCAGAGUACGGUGGUGUUGAUUCGAUUGAGGAGAUUCAUCUGUUUAUAGGGUUUAGCAAAUGCAAGGAGAUUCUUCUCCGUCUCCGACGACUACUAGCUCUCCUUUGAUAAGACCUAUAAACAGAAACGUAAUUCACAGAAUCUGUUCCGGUCAAGUCAUCUUAGACCUCUCUUCGGCCGUCAAGGAGCUUGUCGAGAAUAGUCUCGACGCCGGCGCCACCAGUAUAGAGAUUAACCUCCGAGACUACGGCGAAGACUAUUUUCAGGUCAUUGACAAUGGUUGUGGCAUUUCCCCAACCAAUUUCAAGGUUCUUGCACUUAAGCAUCAUACUUCUAAAUUAGAGGAUUUCACAGAUCUUUUGAAUUUGACUACUUAUGGUUUUAGAGGAGAAGCCUUGAGCUCUCUCUGUGCAUUGGGAAAUCUCACUGUGGAAACAAGAACAAAGAAUGAGCCAGUUGCUACGCUCUUGACGUUUGAUCAUUCUGGUUUGCUUACUGCUGAAAAGAAGACUGCUCGCCAAAUUGGUACCACUGUCACUGUUAGGAAGUUGUUCUCUAAUUUACCUGUACGAAGCAAAGAGUUUAAGCGGAAUAUACGCAAAGAAUAUGGGAAGCUUGUAUCUUUAUUGAACGCAUAUGCGCUUAUUGCGAAAGGAGUGCGGUUUGUCUGCUCUAACACGACUGGGAAAAACCCAAAGUCUGUUGUGCUGAACACACAAGGGAGGGGUUCACUUAAAGAUAAUAUCAUAACAGUUUUCGGCAUUAGUACCUUUACAAGUCUACAGCCUGUAAGUAUAUGUGUAUCAGAAGAUUGUAGAGUUGAAGGGUUUCUUUCCAAGCCUGGACAGGGUACUGGACGCAAUUUAGCAGAUCGACAGUAUUUCUUUAUAAAUGGUCGGCCUGUAGAUAUGCCAAAAGUCAGCAAGUUGGUGAAUGAGUUAUAUAAAGAUACAAGUUCUCGGAAAUAUCCAGUUACCAUUCUGGAUUUUAUUGUGCCUGGUGGAGCAUGUGAUUUGAAUGUCACGCCCGAUAAAAGAAAGGUGUUCUUUUCUGACGAGACUUCUGUUAUCGGUUCUUUGAGGGAAGGUCUGAACGAGAUAUAUUCCUCCAGUAAUGCGUCUUAUAUUGUUAAUAGGUUCGAGGAGAAUUCGGAGCAACCAGAUAAGGCUGGAGUUUCGUCGUUUCAGAAGAAAUCAAAUCUUUUGUCAGAAGGGAUAGUUCUGGAUGUCAGUUCUAAAACAAGACUAGGGGAAGCUAUUGAGAAAGAAAAUCCAUCCUUAAGGGAGGUUGAAAUUGAUAAUAGUUCGCCAAUGGAGAAGUUUAAGUUUGAGAUCAAGGCAUGUGGGACGAAGAAAGGGGAAGGUUCUUUAUCAGUCCAUGAUGUAACUCACCUUGACAAGACACCUAGCAAAGGUUUGCCUCAGUUAAAUGUGACUGAGAAAGUUACUGAUGCAAGUAAAGACUUGAGCAGCCGCUCUAGCUUUGCCCAGUCAACUUUGAAUACUUUUGUUACCAUGGGAAAAAGAAAACAUGAAAACAUAAGCACCAUCCUCUCUGAAACACCUGUCCUCAGAAACCAAACUUCUAGUUAUCGUGUGGAGAAAAGCAAAUUUGAAGUUCGUGCCUUAGCUUCAAGGUGUCUCGUGGAAGGCGAUCAACUUGAUGAUAUGGUCAUCUCAAAGGAAGAUAUGACACCAAGCGAAAGAGAUUCUGAACUAGGCAAUCGGAUUUCUCCUGGAACACAAGCUGAUAAUGUUGAAAGACAUGAGAGAGAACAUGAAAAGCCUAUAAGGUUUGAAGAACCAACAUCAGAUAACACACUCACCAAGGGGGAUGUGGAAAGGGUUUCAGAGGACAAUCCACGGUGCAGUCAGCCACUGCGAUCUGUGGCCACAGUGCUGGAUUCCCCAGCUCAGUCAACCGGUCCUAAAAUGUUUUCCACAUUAGAAUUUAGUUUCCAAAACCUCAGGACAAGGAGGUUAGAGAGGCUGUCGAGAUUGCAGUCCACAGGUUAUGUAUCUAAAUGUAUGAAUACGCCACAGCCUAAAAAGUGCUUUGCCGCUGCAACAUUAGAGUUAUCUCAACCGGAUGAUGAAGAGCGAAAAGCAAGGGCUUUAGCUGCAGCUACUUCUGAGCUGGAAAGGCUUUUUCGAAAAGAGGAUUUCAGGAGAAUGCAGGUACUCGGGCAAUUCAAUCUUGGGUUCAUCAUUGCAAAAUUGGAGCGAGAUCUGUUCAUUGUGGAUCAGCAUGCAGCUGAUGAGAAAUUCAACUUCGAACAUUUAGCAAGGUCAACUGUCCUGAACCAGCAACCCUUACUCCAGCCUUUGAACUUGGAACUCUCUCCAGAAGAAGAAGUAACUGUGUUAAUGCACAUGGAUAUUAUCAGGUGAAGGAUCACCAUUACUUCUUUUGUAACAUUUUCUUAUUCUUGCUAUCGGUUUGGAGAUUCAAUAAUGUAACAACUUUCCAGGGAAAAUGGCUUUCUUCUAGAGGAGAAUCCAAGUGCUCCUCCCGGAAAACACUUUAGACUACGAGCCAUUCCUUAUAGCAAGAAUAUCACCUUUGGAGUCGAAGAUCUUAAAGACCUGAUCUCAACUCUAGGAGAUAACCAUGGGGAAUGUUCGGUUGCUAGUAGCUACAAAACCAGCAAAACAGAUUCGAUUUGUCCAUCACGAGUCCGUGCAAUGCUAGCAUCCCGAGCAUGCAGAUCAUCUGUGAUGAUCGGAGAUCCACUCAGAAAAAACGAAAUGCAGAAGAUAGUAGAACACUUGGCAGAUCUCGAAUCUCCUUGGAAUUGCCCACACGGACGACCAACAAUGCGUCAUCUUGUGGACUUGACAACUUUACUCACAUUACCUGAUGACGACAAUGUCAAUGAUGAUGAUGAUGAUGAUGCAACCAUCUCAUUGGCAUGAACACUCAAAAGUCUUAACGUAUUUAGAUGUGAGAAUCCUUAAGAUUAACAUUGAGGAACACUCGGUUAUAACUACAAUCGUAAAUGUAAAUUGUCUUAGUCUAUAUGAUCUUUUUGGUCACAACAGGUAAUUUCAUUUUCCUUUGAUUACUUCUCGUGAAAAAACAAAUUAACAGUUGUGGUUUUCCAUUGAUUUCAAAAAUUAUCUCAAAUUUUG
Molecule: messenger RNA, 3289 nt
Organism: Arabidopsis thaliana (thale cress)
Lineage: Eukaryota; Viridiplantae; Streptophyta; Magnoliopsida; Brassicales; Brassicaceae
Gene: PMS1
Product: DNA mismatch repair protein
Exons: 10
Coding region: 218-2548 (776 amino acids)
Biological process (GO): DNA damage response; mismatch repair
Cellular component (GO): nucleus; mismatch repair complex
Molecular function (GO): ATP binding; ATP hydrolysis activity; mismatched DNA binding
Source: RefSeq, marked reviewed